AUGUCGUCGAAGCUUUUGAUCGCCCUCCCCCACCAACCCCGCAUCCGCAUCGGCCCUGAUGCUGUUGUGAUUUUACAGCAUCUCCAGGUCCAGACACAACCGCCGCGGUGCUACCCUAUAUUUGCAUUGAUCUCGAGCGAGUACGUAAGCAGGCGGCGAGGGAACAAUAAAAAUCCGGGCUUUCGGCCUGAGGCAUUAACCCCACGGGCCCCAGCCUGCUCCACAUCCCACCUCGCGGGCACAUUCAAUCUUUCAUUUCUGUUGCUUCUGCGUUACCACCUCGUCCCUCCGCAUCUCGAUCCUCAUCACCCCGAGGUGCCUGAACCAAUCUCAAUCGAUCAGAAGCCCACGACUUCCGAGCUCACGCCAAACUUUCGCGGCGCCGCUCGUCAAAAUGCAUCGCCGCCAGCAACAGCGCCGCCGGGGCACCAGCAGGUCUGCUUACCUCCAAGCCGGCGUCCCUCCCUCUUUGGCCGUUCGAGUGCUGACGAUGAUGGUGGAAACAGAGACCCCGAGCGCCGCGUCGCACCGUACAGCCCGCCGAUGGGCCUCCCGACCUCCUUCGUAUCCCCCGCGCAGCCGAGCCCGAUACUGGGGAUGAUGUGCUACCUCAUACCGGCUCACGAGGGCGCCGAUGAACAACGAGGGUGCCUGACGCAGUUCCUCGUCGACCAUCUCCCAGCAGGGACAGUCAUGCAGCAUUGGCAUUUCAGCCACCAGAAGUUCCUGUCUGCGGCAACAAGGGACUACGAACACCACCCCGACGGCUGGACAGCCAUCGUGGAUGGGGAGAGCGUUUCGAGCACCCACCCAACUUAUCUUCGCCGACCCGACGUACUGUUCGUCCCUGGCAUGCUGGGCCCCGACGGCCUUGUUCAGCCAUUCAAUCUCAGCCAAAACAACCUGUCUCCCCAGCCGAAUCCGCAGUUCCUGGUUCCGGGCAAUCUCAAUCCCAUGGUCGCCGAUACCGAUGCUGAUGACAGCGCCACCCAGCUCUCGCCUCUGCCGUCCAGCCGUCGAUCGUUAUCGGCGGCCCCCCAGGAGUCAGAUGUGGAGUACAGCCACGCGGCAUCCCCCCUGCCCUUCGGCUCUCUUGGUGGAGAGGACGAGGCGAUGACCGAUGCCGGCCUGAGCGUGGGCAGUGCAGAAAGCGAUCUCUGCGACGGGGCGGACGCUGAAAGCCCCGAAGAUGCCAACCACAUGGACGUUCAGUACACGGUGGCCGAGGGCGCAGAUGCGGAUGGCGAGCACGCUCACACCGAGGACGUGGCCGCUGAGAGCAACGGAUCGCUUGACGAGAGAGACGACGCAGAGCCGAUCGGCCCCGAACACCCUGCCCAUGACGGCGGCACCGAUGCUUCUGAACCCAGGCCUUGCGAGGUCAUCGACCUCACAACCGACGAUGGCCAGUCGGACGGCGAUUCGAACGGACAGGAGAGCAGUGGCACAGUCGCCACCCUUGAGCUGCUCUACCAGACCAACACUCUUCCACCAGACGAACUGGACGGCAUCUGCGCCUUCUUCUGCGCGACCCCGACCGAGAUCGAGAGCGGCUUCGUCGUUCCUGGGACGGGCCAGAGCCUUGCCCUUCCCCAGCUCGCCUUCGUCUUCCAGUUUAUCAAGAAGUCGCUGGGCAGCAGGAUUCAGCCGCAAGGUCAGAUCUUGGCCGACGCCACGGGGAUGGGCAAAACCCACUGCAACAUGGCCUUGAUCGCCGUCAUGCGCCUGUUGCUACUGUCUGAAGCGCAUGUCCACAGGCACCCAGACAUCCAUAACCGCGGCAACACCACGUCUCCAUGCCCCGCGGGCGAUCCUUACGGCAUCCAGUGCGUCUGCGUCGCCGGGUCCCUGAGCAGCCGGUAUGUCAGUCGUCUGACGGGAGGCCCCUCGCUCGUCGUAUGCCCCGCCCACCUCGUCGAGCAAUGGGUUGCGAGGGCUGCCGACUUUUACCUACCGGAGGUCAAGGCCAAGGGGUCCCGGGUGCCCGACCGCUUCGUCGAGUUGCUCUCGUGGACGGAUGGGCAUGUGGUGAGCCACCCGUUUGGCACACCGGGCGUGGAUGCCCUCGCCGGCUUCGAGCCAUACCCCGCCGCGAAUCUGAUGGUUGGUAUCACCGCGAACCCCAACAGGGUGCCGGCUGCCCAUGCGAAAGAGGCGAUGAAGAACCCAAACUUCACCGCGGCUAUCAGGCAGCUACGGGACAAGAAGGGAGUCAAAUUCGAAGCUGACUUGAACGGCGCCCGAGCCGCAGGCCAGAGCAGGUUGGUCCUCGUCAUAUCCUCGUCGGUCGUUAGCCACAAGACGGGCGCCGCGCAUGCAUUUCGGGUACCGGUGGACAUUUACUACGCCGGUCGGUCGGGUGCCGCCCCCCUCUCGUUUCCGAUGCCGAUAGUGCCGACGUUGUUCGUGUUCGACGAAUGUCACUCGAUCAAGGAUGGAUCGACCCAGUUCUGGAAACGGGUCGACGAUAUUCACCGGCUCUCGAGUUCCGAGCCUCGCAGGACUCAAUGGUGCUUCGCAAGCGCGACGCCAAUAUCGACGAAGCCACUUGACGUAGCGAGCAUCUGCCGAGUUCUCUUCAACCCCGAGCGCGAGGCCGAUCGGGUGAGUUCGGAAUUGCUUGCAUUCAACGGCCGGUUCCUGAAGCUACAGUCGCCUGCGGGCCACGGGACAGACAGUCUGGCCCUCACAGCAGCAUUCGCCGCCGACCUCGCCCGGUUCCUAAAGCCGAUGAUAAUAGCAAGGACCGGCGGCAGCCCGAUUCUGGACCAGACUGUCGCAGGCUCUCGCCAAGGCUACACAAAGGUGACCAAGACAGUCUCGGUUCCGCCGAGCCUGGCGGGUGAUCUCGAAGAGCUGGGGAGGAUUUGCCGGGAGGGAUUGUCGAGGCAGGGCAUUCGUCCCGACGAAGGCCUCAACAUUCUGGUCAAGAUGCCCGUCUUCACCCAGUACUUCUGUGCGGCCAUCAUGCCCGCCAUAGCGUCCGCCCAGCUUACCAUGAGCCGCUCUUCGAGCACUUACCCGUCUCGCGCCGUAGAAGUUGACCAGGACAUCGAGGAAGGCGACCGGGGCCUCAUUUCCCGAUCCGCGCACCUGCACCAGGGGCACGACUGGCUUCGAGAGGUGACCAGGAUCCUCCUGAUGGCGCACGGCGAUCGCGGCUCGGGGUCGACGGAGCGGCAGAAGCACGUCCUCGUCAUUGCUGCCACUCCAAGCCUCACCGGCCACCUAGCAGUCAUCCUACGCGGCCACGGAGAGCUUCUCGGCAAGGUCGCCGUCCACCGCGUCUCGUCGAAGAGUGUGGCGAGGCAGAGAGAUGGCCAGCUCAAGGCGAUUGAGAAACAAGCGAUCGAAUCCCAGGAGACACACGUCAUCAUCUCCACGGCCAACCUCGUUGGCACCGGCACGGACGCGCUUACGUUUUGCAACUAUCUCAUCAUCUUCGGAGAGCUUUUCAUGCCCCACCACGAGGGUCAAGCAGUCGGUCGCGUUCGCCGCCGGGGACAGCGAUUUCCCGUCCACCUCUUCCACGUACGAUCGUCCCAUCAGACGCACAGCCUUGUCCGUCAGAGAAACAAGGGAAGGAUGACCCUGCUAAGCGAUUUUGGAUGCAUGAACGGCGGAGACGAGGAGUGA
Trichoderma aggressivum f. europaeum is the source of this 3636-nucleotide messenger RNA. RefSeq lists its product as uncharacterized. Lineage: Eukaryota; Fungi; Ascomycota; Sordariomycetes; Hypocreales; Hypocreaceae. Gene Ontology annotation, molecular function: ATP-dependent chromatin remodeler activity; ATP binding. Gene Ontology annotation, biological process: DNA repair. The transcript is spliced from 4 exons. The record is from RefSeq and is a predicted model, not a curated record. The coding region runs from base 1 to 3636 and encodes 1211 amino acids. Gene Ontology annotation, cellular component: nucleus.